AAGUCUCCUGGAAGGUUCCGAGCCUCCCCGGAUCGGUCAGGUGACCGGCUCGUUUCUUCCGUUGGCUGGGCGAAACGGCCGAGGCAUGGAUUGGGACACACGACUCAGUUCUAUACUGAUUGAAACAGACAGCAACAUGGCCAAAAUUAAGCAACGUCUAAACACAGCCAGCAUCUCUUCCGAAGCUGAUUUGUUAGUGGACAGAAUAAAUAUUGAGGGUACUGUUCUGACUCAGCCACAAACUGGACCACCACCCUUGCAUUUCACAUGUGGAACUCACCCAUGCUGUAGAAUGGCCAGUGAGGAGCUUUCAGCUAUCAGCCAGCAACUACAUUCACAAGCCCAGGUUAUAGAGUCGCUCACCCAAGCAGUAUGUCGGCUCAAACAAGAGAAAGAACUGCAGCAGCAGAGUAUCAGUCACCUAGAAGAUGAGAUGGAUCGCCUACAGCACAAUUCCCAUGGUGGCUUUGAAUCGGUGCUGGGAUGCAGGAUGGAAGGAUUGAAGAGUGAGCUCCGCAGCCUUCGGCAACAGGUGCUUCAGCAGUCAGAUGGUGAUUGUACUCCUGAUCUGUUUUCCUGUCCUGGCAUCAUGCAAGAUAUGCUGGAGAGUAAGAAAGUCCUGUGGCAAGAAUAUGAAUGCAUCAGGAGAGAGAUAGAGCAGCUGAAACAUAAACUUGAUCGCCAAGAAGAGGAUCUAUUCAGUCAAGUUUCUGCAACUCAUGAGAUUAAGAGAACCCAAAACCGGUACUGUAAGAUGCUUGAAGAUUUAAUGAACACUCAUAAAGCUCAGGUUCAGGAUUGUGACAAAACAAGGAAUGAAACUCAGAGCACCAAGCAGGAGUUCAGUGAUGUCAAAUCUACAGUGACUGAUCUGAAAGAACAGGUGAAAUGCCUUGGCUUAGAAGACAAGCAAGCUAUGCCACUCAAGGAGGAUAGCACUGAUCUGAAAAAGAAUGAAGAGUUACUCCAUGAAGAGGACUUGUCCUCCUUCACUAGUGAUGAUUCCAUCUCUGAGUUCAGUCUCACAGAUGUCAGUUCAGAUGAACUUUUCAGUGAACCAGAAAUUGUACAACCUGCUGAUGACAAGGUUUCUUUCCCAAGCUUGGAACUGGAAAAUACCCCUGGAGGGGCAAUUGGUGGCAUGUUGGAGAGGGCAGAAAUCAGCAGUGAGCUAUCCACCAGUUUGCCUAAGCUCAACUUGAGUGACCUUUAAAGCAACACCUAAAGACUGCCUCAUUCUUUUUAAUGAGGAAACAAAUUAAAGAGAGGAGAAACAUAAGGAGUGGUUUUCAACAUGCUGAGCUGCUUUUGUACAGAUACUGCAUGAAGUAGGAGGAAGAGUGAUCUUAGCCCAUGUCCUGUGUCAUGCUGGUAUAUCAGGGUUUGGUGGGUAGGCCUGGAAUCAUUUCACAGACACUGUGCAUCUUGUUAAUAGCUUCCAACGUCUCUUUCUGGAAAUGAACAAUGGCAUUACUGACUCCUGUAUGCAUGGAAUAUAGCAUAGCUCUUUCUAAUACAUAAAUAAUACUGAGACUGAGCUGCAAGAAAAAAUGUUCUGGAAAGUGAUUCAUCUUAAACUACAAAGCCUGUUAAUUUGGUCAGUAUCUGUAUCCACGCAGGAGCAUCUGGCUCUCCUGAUUCAGCACCACUAAGGCAAAGCCAGACAUGAAGGAAAGAGUCUACUAAAGGACAGAAGAGCCUAUACUAUAUUACAUGUAUGAAGCCAUUAAUCUGCCAUGUGCCCCAGUGGGUGAUCAAGGCAAGCCUUGCUGUGUCUGGAUGCACGUUACAGCUUUGUGGUGGUAGCAGAGACGUUUUCAGGGCAGUGUGGCUUAUGUCCUGUUUGGGAGCAGGUGGAACUACUGGACAAUUCUAGGUGCACCCACCUUGUUUCCUUGGCCACUGAGCUGCUACACUUGUCUUUGGAGUCAUAGGGGAACUAAUUUGCCUAAAUGACAGUGUGUCCAAGGUUACUGCGUUUUGGAUUAGGUGGGGAAAAAAAUCACAGUGUAACUUCUUAAUUACCUUGCCUUGGGUCAUUUUCAGUGAAUGGCAAAUGUAGGAAUAAAAUUAAGAGUCAGGCUUUAGAUAGGUUCUCAUCUAAGCUAAGACAAACUCUGUGUGAUUUACAAGCCAAGCCAGUAAGGAAAUGAAAUGUCAAAGUGCAUUACAGAUUUAUCUUGUAAUAAAAUCCUCCUUACCUUGUAAUGUGUCACUACACUUUUGAAUAGAAGAGUGUUGGAAUAAAGGGAACUUAACUCUUUCCUUGACAACUUUAUGAUUAAAAUCAUUCACACAUGCACACACAGACACCCCUGCAGCUUUUAAACCCAGAGAUUUCCAGCUGUAGAAAUUAUUAUCAGGAAACUCAUGAACGUAUGAAAAAUAAAACUACAGUAUGAGAACGUAGUAUAUUAGGCACCUCUAUAUUACAUCUCUCAAAUGUAUAAUCUUUGCAUUUAAGUCUGGAUUUAAUUUAUGCAGAGAUUUAUACUUUUCAUUGAUUGGACUAACUGCAGACUUAAAAACACAGCAUGAUGAGAAUGUAACAAGGUGCAUCUUUCUUCCCAGUGUUUCAGCUUGUUUUUCUCAAUAAUAUGUGGGAUUCUCAUUUUAUUCCAUGGCAGUAGAAAAGCCCAAUGAGCAAAUAAACUUUUUGAGAAAGCCAUUAUCUGAACUGCAACCCCAGAAUUCUUAAUCAUAGAAGAUCCCAGACUUGGACAUCUUUAUAGUGAUAAAUUAAGUAACUAAUUAGAAUAGUUUAAUGCAAAAGCUGUUUCUAUAUUCUUUUUCUGAAAUAUCCAAUUAUGAAGAUAAGAUUAAACUGGUUUUGAAUUGCAGCUGUUACAGUUGCAUCUUCUCUUUGCAAGGCCUAGAUGAAAGAGUAGAGGCCUGUUAAAAUCAUCAUGAAGUCCUCCAUCUUAUUCUGAUUAACAGAACACCUGAAAUUCCUGUGGGUGUGACAUAUCAGUGUACUGGACAAAGCUGCAUCUCUCACACAUCCUAAAAGCCUAUGUUGAAGAAGAGCCUUGAGAAGGAAUAUCCCCAGUCUCAGGGUGAAAGUAAUUUCAGAAGAGGAAAAGGAUUAAAGGCAAGGGAGAGGAGCAGGAGAAAAGGUGAGGAAUUAGCUGACAGGAGAUUUAAUCAGGGAUAUUCCAGUAGUUCAGAGAGUAAUGGCAAGAAACAAUGGUUGCUCCCACUCUUUUCAUUCCACGCUUGUUUCAGAUUUGGGGAAGCAAAGACAGAGAAGUCUAAUUCAGUGAUAUCUGAGCAGAACAAUUUGUCGCAACGUAGCUGACUGUAUUAAUGCAAUAAAGCUUACAUGUAUUCAUCAACAAACUCGACUUUGGUACAUUAUUUAGUCUUUGAUAAGAGGGAGGAAUAUUCAUCUUUUGAAGUUUAGCUUUUGAACAAUGGGAAGGAGCUAUAGGAAGAGAACCACCAGUCCUCAAGGCUUUAGGGAACACCAACAGGGAGAUAAGCAGUCCCUCAAGUAAAUUGGCCCUAUGUCACGUAGGGCAUGAUAGGUAAUAACCAGCACCUUGAAUGCACUCAGAAGCAGACUGGCAACCAAGGCAGCAGUGGAACAGAGAUGUCACAUGGCAUACCAAAGCAUGUCCAUCACUGCCCAUACCACUGCAUUCUGGACCAGGUGAAGCUUCUGAGUGGUUUUCAAGAGUAGCCCCAUGUAGAGCGAAUUGCAGUAGUUGAGCCUGAGGUGACAUGGGCAUAGAUGGGUGACCAUCUGAAAGGACACAACUAGUGCACUAGAUUGAGCUAAGUAAAGCCUCCCCCCCCAUUGCACAUCACCCAAUUGGGGAGGUGCUACCCCAUCUAAGAGUAUGGAUGGAAGGUCCUCGGAUCCAAGGGUCCUUAAUAUCUACAGCCACUCAGUCUUGGUAGGAUUGAAUCAGAGUCCCUAUCCAAGCCCAUGCAGCCUCCAGGCACUCAGCCAGGACCUCGACAGCAUCACUUGUCCAGGCUGGAGUCAAAAUAUGUAAUUGGGUAUUGAUAUUAUAUAGUCUAGUUCUAUUUGCAGUGCUGUAGAUGGCUCAGACUAAGAUUCUACUUAAGUAGGCUUUUCUUCCUCACACACUGCCAUAGGGUAGUAGAUUGGUUGCAGUAGUACUGAGUUCUUUUUAUCUUGAUUAGUGUCCCACCCUUUUUAGCUUCAAAGGUAACCACUGAGACUGAUUUCUACUUUUUUGCUAACUAACACAAUUAUGCCUAAGCCUCGAAUUAAUAAAAAUUAACCCAAAGGAGCUAUCAAAGUCUUCUGCCGCCUUCAAAGGUAUAUAUAUAAGGAGUUGGCACGUUGCCCACUGUAAUGCUGUCAAAUAGCCUUAUGAAGUAAAACUUUGAGUACUGCCUUAUUUUAGCCUCAGGGAAGCUACAAUACUGAAGGAGACAGUUUAGCUUAACACAACAAUUAGAAAACCCUCCUCUGCAGACCUGCCUAGGAAUUCCUACAUACAUUUGAGGCCCAUCCCUGCUGAAGACCUAAGAAAUAGCCUAGCCCAGGGACAGGCAGCUUUUUUGGCAGCUGGGGGUUGCUUUUAUUUUAUUAAUUUUUGGUGCUGAAGACCACAGAAAGGAUGGUGGCAAUAUAAUCAAAUUUCAGACAAAAUUGUGGGUCUUGUUUUCAGAGGAAAGCAGUUGGGUUUUUAAAAAACUUAAGUUUAUUAAGAACAUUUGAGAGCCAAUGUAUUUGUGACAUAAGAAUAUUGCAUUGUUAUUUGGUGACUUGCUGCUUAAUUUGGGGGAGGGGGGGUGACAGGUUCCAGGAGCUUCAUGCAGUUUCAGGUUGUUUACCCUUCUCUGGGCUCUUUAUUGUCUGCAAUUGAAUUGACUUCCCAUGCUAUUGUUACUUGGAGAUCAGGCUAUCAUAAUUCCUGUCAAAGUGAGCCUCAUUGAACCUCAGGAUAAAUUUACAUAAGAACAAGUUGCAAGAUUUUGCUAUUAGCAUCUUUCAGGCGUAUUUGAAUCUAUCUUCUCUGGAUUGGUGUAAUUAUUCUCCCGAGCUCAAGAAGUUUGUGACUGAACAAGUGACUUCAUUCCUAAGGGCUUCACCUGUAGAGCUUGACAGCUUCUGUGGGCACGUAGGUCAUGAAGUGGAGAAUCUUUUUUCUUAUGAUGAGCCAUGUCCCACAGGAAUAAUGAAACGUGGGGUUCUUACUGAUGGUGAAUAGAGGAGUAACCUCUUAUUAUCUGCAUUAAUAGGGUAUUUUCCCUGCUUUAAUGAUAUAACUUUGAAAGGCCACAUGAUGCUGGGAAGAAAAAUAUCCCUGCCAUCAUUUUCCAACUAAGUGCUAUUGGAGAAGCAUUAGCUUUCUUUGUUGUCCAUCUUCACCCUGUAGCUCUUUGUUAGGUGGCAAUGCCACCAGUUUUUGUAUUUUUUCUCCCUCUAGCUCCCAUUUGAUUUUCCUCUAUGUUUACUUCUCACACAUGCAGAACUGCAUUUCCUUUUUGCAUAGAAAGGAGAAGAGAUGAUCUUAAAAUGAAACAGCAGACCUCUGAUAAUUAUAGGCUAGUUGGAAAUUGGCCCCAGGGUUGUUUUAUCCUGUAGAAAGCUCCGCUUGUGACACCUAGAGAUUCUAGUACAGAGAUCUUCAACAAGUAUCACUAUUAGGCUUCUCUAUUUAAGCUACCCCAAUCCCAGAAUAAAUUGCUAUGUUCACAAAUCACUGAUUUCUUGACUAAGCUACAAAUAGCAGAGUUCACACCAUGCUAAACCAUAAACUUUGGGUUAAAAACCUCAAUUGUUGGGUUUACCCAUCUUGUUGAAUCCAAACCAAAUAGACAACAUUAAGGCUUAUUUUAGUGUAUGAACCCAGCUUAUAUGUGAAAACAUAGCAUGGUGAAAAUGAUGGAUGAAAUGAAUUGUCUGAACUUUGAAAGAAGGUGAAGAGGAAGAGAAGGGGAUAAAGGCUGCAUGUGUGAACAGGCAACUUCCAGGUGUUCAUACCAAAGACCUUCCAAGUAGCCAGGACUGUUCAAAUGCUGAGCUUGCUAAAUAGUAACACAGAAAGCUAGAUUGGCUUCCAAACAGCAGCACCAAUGAGAGUUAUCAUACAGUCUUAUUGUUCCAGGCAUUUGUCAACAAUCCCGGCAGGACUUGGCUAAAAUACUUACAAUGACUGAAGAACAUCUCAUGUGCCAUCCCUUAGUAUUGAACAAAGGAGUACAAUUUCCUUGGUAAAUUGAGGUUAAAUGGUGUGCUGAAAAUAGGGUUAUCCAAACCACAGCUGCUCUUAUUCCCUGUAAAAUCAAUGUAAAGCAGUGAGGGAAAGUCCUCCAGCAGUAGUAGUCAGACUAUGCAAUGUGAAUACCGAAUACCAUUAAGUGGAACAGAAGAUUACUGCUUUUUAGCUUUGUCUCAACUUGCUAGAGGCAUUUGGAUGGCCCCAUAAAGGAAAAUGAAUGUUGGACUAUUUUUUUUUAAUAUAAUCCAGAAGAGCUCCUAUAAAAAGAAUGAGAUCGCUACUUCCUCCUAGAACAUUUUUUUAAUCUUGAUAGAAACUUGAAGUGUAAUUCAAAGAAAAUAAGGGAGCCAACCUGAUCUCCCAAUCACAGUCUGGUUGCAUUUCCAUUCACAAGUAACACAUCGUAUUCCAUAAGCUUAAUUAAUACUUUGUACUUUUUAUGAAAAAAACCCACGCCCCAUACAGUGUAAUUCCUCAAAAUGCAACAAAACCUUCCUUGAUAUGAAGCUUGCAAUUGAAAAGCUGGCUGAAUUUUUUCCUCCAGCGCUGCAUGUAUUCAGUCACAGAAAAUGCAGAUAUAAUGAGGAAAAGGUCUUGGUCAGGAAAUUGGACCUUGAAAAGAUUCCAAUUCUCAAAAAUAAGAAAAAAAGAAGGCAUUUUAAGAAAGUCAGUCAUUUGAUUUGCAUCUCUAUAGUUAUUUCCAAGUCAGUACAGCAGCUCCAAACUCUUAGAGUUGCUUCCCAAUUGGCAUCCUUUACAGGAUUUGUAAAAAAAAAAAAAAAA
This is a messenger RNA of Python bivittatus (Burmese python), 6986 nucleotides long. RefSeq lists its product as uncharacterized. The record is from RefSeq and is a predicted model, not a curated record. NCBI's taxonomy places the organism in Eukaryota, Metazoa, Chordata, Lepidosauria, Squamata, Pythonidae.